GGCUCAUCACCAAGAAGCUGAUCACAAGGAAGCUGAUCCUUAUGGCAAGAGCCGCAGCCACAGGUGGUCAUGCUGCUCUCUUUGUUCUCCUGUGCUGUGGGCUUCUCCCUCCUACUGCUCCUCCUGUUCCCGUACCCUGUCCGUACUUGCCCUGCCCGUUGUGAGUGUUCUGUGCCCACACGUUCAGUCUCGUGCCACCGCAAGCGGCUGGCGCAGGUGCCCGAGGGCAUCCCCAUCGAGACAAGAGCACUGGACCUCAGCAAAAACCGUCUGCGCAUUAUCACACCGCAGAACUUCUCUGGCCUUCUGUUGCUAGAGGAGCUUGACCUAAGCACCAAUCUGUUGUCAUCUGUGGAGCCCGGAAGUUUUCGUGCCCAGCCACGUUUACGAACGCUACGUUUGCGCAACAAUCAGCUGACUCUGCUGCCACGUGGUGCACUUGCUGGCCUGAGUGAGCUCACUCUGUUGGACAUCAGCCAGAACCGUCUGGUUAUCCUGCUUGAUUAUGGCUUUGAGGACCAGCGGCGUCUGCGUGUGCUUGAACUUGCUGACAACGAGCUGGUUUUUGUUGCACCCCGUGCCUUCAGUGGCUUGCCUGCAUUGCGCUCGCUGAUGCUGCAGCGCUGUAACCUGAGUGCUGUGCCAAGCCACGCACUGGCGCACUUGCACGGCCUAACCAGCCUUCACCUUAGACAGCUGGACAUUGCAGAAUUGCUACCACACGCCUUCAAGGGCCUGGGCCACCUGCGUCAUCUUGAGGUGGAUCACUGGCCAUCAUUGGAAAUUGUGCCCUCUCUUGCGCUUCAGGGUCUGAAUCUUAGUAUGCUCUUCAUCACCCAUACCAACCUUUCAGUGGUACCAGUGCUGAGCCACCUGUCCUACUUGACCCAUCUGAACUUGUCAUACAGCAGUGUGAGGGUGCUGCCAGCUGGCUGGCUGCGUGGUCUGGACCGGCUGGAAGUGCUGCGUGUACGCAAGGCUCAGUUGGUGCGUGUGGAGGCCCAGGCCUUCCAAGGGGCACUGUCACUUCGCCUGCUUGACCUCUCCUACAAUCGCCUCACUACACUGGAAAAAGCUACACUGCCAGCAUCUGUGACCCUGCAGAACCUCCUGAUUGGCCAGAACCCAUUGGUAUGUGAUUGCCGCCUGCGCUGGCUACUUCAAAGGACGCUGCCCUUACAGUUUGGGGAGGUGCAACCUCAGUGUACAACCCCUACUGCUCUGGCUGGGAAACCUUUCAGUGAUGUAGUAGAGCCGCUGCUCUCCCGCUACGUCAUAUGUACCAAACCCAGGGUCAUUGCCAUGUCGACACAACCGGCCCAAGCAGAAGAGGGACAAAAGGCAUGGUUGUACUGCACAGCAGAUGGCGCUCCACCCCCCUCUGUCUCCUGGCUGACACCACACAGGAGGCACAUCACCACCAAAAGCACAGGCCGCAUGGUUGUCCAUGGCAACGGUUCGCUAGAGUUCCGUGUAGUGGAGCCUCAGGACAGCGGUAUUUAUGUCUGUGUGGCAUCCAAUCCUGCAGGCAAUUCCACCCUGUCUAUAACACUAGCUGUCAAAAGCAUGGGUCUUAGGGAUGGGGCUCUCUAUGCCAACCACAGCUUCAUCUUUGAUCCUGAUUACAAUAGCUCCUUCAUCAAUGGCACAGAGCAUUACACAAUCAGGAUGGUGCUGGACUUCACUACCAUUCUUGUGUCUACGGCAAUGGGCUGCCUCAGCUUCUUGGGUGUGGUCCUUUUCUGUUUUGUGCUUCUGUUUGCUUGGAGCCGAGGCAAAGGCAAGCACAGAGGAAGUGUGGACAUCCAGUAUGUUCCACGCAAGAGGAAAGGAGCCAGCAGUGAUCUUACUGAGACCAGCGGCCCGAGACGUGUCAAUAUGAAGAUGAUCUAG
Molecule: messenger RNA, 1893 nt
Organism: Neoarius graeffei (lesser salmon catfish)
Lineage: Eukaryota; Metazoa; Chordata; Actinopteri; Siluriformes; Ariidae
Gene: lingo2b
Product: leucine rich repeat and Ig domain containing 2b
Exons: 2
Coding region: 70-1893 (607 amino acids)
Molecular function (GO): protein binding
Source: RefSeq, a predicted model, not a curated record